Molecule: messenger RNA, 3852 nt
Organism: Chelonia mydas (Green sea turtle)
Lineage: Eukaryota; Metazoa; Chordata; Testudines; Cheloniidae
Product: cytosolic phospholipase A2 gamma
Exons: 16
Coding region: 228-1946 (572 amino acids)
Biological process (GO): glycerophospholipid catabolic process
Cellular component (GO): cytosol; nuclear envelope; nucleoplasm
Molecular function (GO): calcium ion binding; calcium-dependent phospholipid binding
Source: RefSeq, a predicted model, not a curated record
CUUCUCUUCCGGGUUUUGUAGCUUUGAACAGUGGGGCUUUCAGCAGGCCCGGAAUGUCGCAGAGAUAAGAAAAUUCUUCAUGUGUUGGUUAUUUCCACAGAAAGAAGAAAACGGCUGUCAGAGGUUGACUUGGUCCUCCCAUCUAGGCAUUCCCCAAAGAGUCCAUUUGUCACUGAAGGAAGCAUUCCACAUCACCAAGAGCUCUCCAGGAAAAUCUGGAAGAAGCUAUGGAGAAGUCUCAGAUGACAACGGAUGAUGGACAUCUCCGGCUCUUCCAGGAGCUCUCGGAUGGUGAGAAAGAAGCCACUAGGAACAGAAAGGCAAAAGUCCUGAAGUGCCUUGAGAGUCACCACAUUGCCUGUGAUGAGGAUAACAUGCCCAAUAUCGCUGUCCUAGGAUCGGGCGGAGGUCUGCGGGCCAUGAUAGCCCUUCAGGGAACCUUGGUGGAGCUGAAGAAGCAGGGCCUGUUGGACGCUGUCAUGUACCUGUGUGGGGUAUCAGGUUCCACUUGGUGCAUGUCUUUCCUCUACCACGAGAAGGACUGGACAGAGGAAGUGCAGAAAUUGGAAGAAGACCUGUGUAAUACACUUUCCAAACCUUCAGUUGAUAUUCAAGAGAAGUUUAAUAUUGCAGCACACGCGGCUGAAGAUGAACUCUUCUCUCUGACUGAUGUCUGGGCCUCUUUCUUUGUCUUGGAAACAUUGAAGCAGUAUGAUAAAACCAAGUUAUCUCAACAUGACGAUGACUCCAGAAAAGGGAAAAAUCCUUACCCCAUCUUUGCAGCAAUAGAAGCAAACCAAUUGCGUAAAGCAGGUGAAAACAGUCCAGGGACCUGGUUCGAAUUCACCCCCCAUGAAGCCGGCUUUCCUGGUCUGGAGGCAUUUGUGGACACAAAAUACUUGGGAAGCAAAUUCGAGGGUGGAAAGCUGACAGAAAAGAGGGAAGAGAAAAAUAUCUGCUACCUGCAAGGUUUAUGGGGAAGUGCCCUUGGAAGCAUGGACGCAAACAAGGAAUAUUUAAUAGACUUUCUUAAGGAAAUAUUCCGGAAACUAAGAGAACAUUGCUGUGCAGUAGGUGAAGCAGGAGGUCUACAAGGACUGCCAGUUUCUAUGCCUGUCAUUGGUACUGAUUACACUAGUGAACACUGUCAGGGUGUCCCCCUCCUCCUCCAGGAGCUUCACGUUCAUGCCUCAGCUGGGGAAGACUGCGAGGGAAUCUUCAGGCAUCUGAAGGAAUUCCUGCAAGAGGAGAACUGCAAGAAUUCCCACCUGAAGUGCUGUGAAGUGAGUGAGACCUGGGAUUUGAAGACCCGGGAAGAAAGAAUGGUGGUGUUGGCUGAACUCAUCUGGAUUUUUGAAAAGGAACUUGGAGGAUCAUGGCAAUUGUUAAGGAAAACCAUAGCCUUCCUCCUCUACUGGAUAUGGGGGUGCACCAACAACUUUCUGUACAAAAGUCAUGAUGCCCAAUCCACUGGUUUGACCAACGACAAAUUAAUCUACUUGAUUGAUGCCGGCAUUGCCAUAAAUUCUGCCUACCCCCUCAUUCUGCGCCCACAGAGGAAAGUGCAACUGAUACUCUCCUUCGACUUCAGCGCCGGGGAUCCUUUCAAGACCAUCAAGAAAACUGCCAAUUAUUGUGAGACAAAUCACAUCCCAUUUCCCGAGAUAGAUCCAGAAAAGUUUAAGGACCCAGAUCACCCCUCCGAUUGCUACAUCUUCAGAGGAAAGGAUGUUCCCACUGUCAUGCACUUCCCGCUCUUCAACACCAAAAAUUGUCCAGGUAAAAUAGAGGAGUUCAGAGACACGUUUACCACCUUUACUACACAUUACCCAGAGGAUGAUGUCAAAGAACUCCUCAAAAGAGCAAAGAUGAAUGUGUCCAACAACAAGGAGAAGAUUUUGAAUGAGAUCCAGCAGAUUGUGUCCUCCUCCACCAAGGAGUUUUAAAACCACAUUUCUGUUUGGCUCCUGAUAAUGAAGGACAGAAAAUCUGUGCCUGGCUCUGACUUGCAUAUUUCCCAAGAGGCUGUUCACUGUGACCACUUAGAACCUAAGUGCAGCAGGGAGGAGUUAGUUUCCCAGUGUUAGAUUCACAAAGCGAUUUAGGUACCUAACUGCCCCUGUAGGUGCCUGAGUCACAGAUUUAGGCACUCCUGGGGUUCACAAAAUUCUUGCUCAGCUGCCAGAGAACCCUGUAGUGCCUAAACUCCCUCAGCACCAAAGUUGUUUCAGUGAAAUUUCCCUGGGUGUCUAUGUUUCUGCCUUGGGGCAUGUGCACUGCAGCCGCCAUCUCAGUGUCCAGGGCCCUAAGACCCAGAGUGAUUCCCUACUUGGGAAAGACAGGCGUUCCUCUUCCUACCUCACCUGUGGAGCCUGAGCCAUGGUGCGAGAAGGAGGAAGAUGGCUUCCCUCAGAACUGUUAGCCCAGUAGUCAGCGUACUCACUUGGGAUGGAGGAGACCUCAGGUCAAGUUCCCUGGCUGCCUCAGGGGGGGAAGGGAUUUAAAGAGGCAUCUGCUACCUCUGAGGAGAGGGCCCUCAUCACUGGGCAGUGGGAAAGUGUAAUUGUUAUGGCGGCUUUGAGAGAGAGCGAGAGCAAGGGUGAGAAGCCUGAUGGCUGCAGCACUCCCCUCUGAGAUCACAGACCCGGGAUCUAGUCCCCCAGCUCUACAGCCCGCAGUGGUAGGCCCCACAGGUGAGCUAUGUGGAGGAACACCUGUCUUCCCGCAGUUCGUGCAUUGCUGUGGGGCUUAGGCAUCUGUAUACCUAGAGCAGGGCAGCUGUGUGCAUGUCCAGAGGCACCAAGGGAACUCUUACUGCCAAAACAUGGGUGUUGACUGAGAUAAGGCAUCUACAGGAUUCAGCGACAGCUGAGUGGGGGUUUGGUGACUCCCAGUGGGGCCUGAUGCUGGGCUUCUGGUGUGUAAUAUGGCCGCUAGGAGCCAAGUCCUUUUGUGAAUGUAGCUCUGGCUAUGGAAUAAUGAAUUUGGUAAAAUGUUCGUAGAUGUCUAGAUAGAUAGUAUGUGAUGAUUAUUAGACACAUAAGUAGAUAUACGGUAGAUAACGAUGAUCGAGCUAGCUAGCUAGAUUUAUCUACAAUACAUACAAUAGCUUGUGAUGAUAGAUAGUACGUGAUGAUUAUUAGACACAUAAGUAGAUAUACGGUAGACAAUGAUGACAUAACUAGAUAGAUUUAUAUACAAUAGCUUGUGGUGAUGGACAGAUUAAUAUAUAAUAGGUUAAGAUAGAUAGAUGGGGUAUAUGGGGAUAGAUAGAUAGAUAGAAUUUAUAAGACACAUACAUACAUGUUGGUUUGUCAGUGCUCACAUGGCACCACUCUAGGUUGACCAGACAUCCCAAUAUUCUUGGGACCAUUCCGAUAUUAGGGGCUUUGUCUUAUAUACACAACUAUUCCCCCACCCCACCAAAAACCGUAUCCUGAUUUUUCACACUUGCUAUCUGGUCACCCUACACCACUGUCACACAGAAAUUUACACUGUGCAGAAUGAUAAUAUUACAGCUGCCUGGCACACAAAUGUGUCUGCAAGAUUUCUCUGUGGGUUCUCCUAGUUUAGAAAAGGAAUGGAAGUAAGAAAGGAAUUUUGUGCCGAGCUGUGAUCCAUGAAACAGUCUCAUUAACACCCCUGGUAAAUGUGGAGUAACUUUACUGAAGCUGAUGAUGUUACUCUCCAUUUACAUGGAGGCUAGAAUCUGGCCUGUUAUUUAUAACGGUGCAUUUUUUAUUGCUUGUUAAUUUCCAAAUCAUUUUUUCUUUUGCUGUGUGUGACAUUAACAUUUUACAACACUCUUUCCUUCUGUGUGAUGAAUAUUAAAUAAAUAAACGAUAAUGUCCC